This is a messenger RNA of Punica granatum (pomegranate), 946 nucleotides long. Lineage: Eukaryota; Viridiplantae; Streptophyta; Magnoliopsida; Myrtales; Lythraceae. The record is from RefSeq and is a predicted model, not a curated record.
AAGAAGAAAUCCAGAGAAGAAGGAAACUUUUCAUUUCGCUCUCAUCUCUCUCUCUCCUCCGAAAGCUCUGCGUACUGUUCAUCUUCUUCUCCACUUCACUCUAAAAGAUGCUUUGAAGUCUAGUAUGGUAGCUUCCAUGGUCCAUGCAUUUGAGAAGUCAUGCAGAGCCAUGUUUGAGCAUUUUGAUGCUACGUUUCAGAGAGGAAUGACCGAACAUACUUCCGCAGCUAUGCAGCAAUUAGAGAAUGCUAACUCUCCGCUUACACAUGCUUUAAGGCAGGUUGACAUUCCCAUUAAUCCAAGAGAAGAACUGUCAAGAUUAAUAUCCGAGCGCAAAUAUGAGGAAGCAUUCACCUCAGCCCUGCAGAGAAGGGAUGUCUCAACCCUCAAUUGUCCCCUGGUUAUGUUCUCAGAGAUGAAGAUAAUGCACUACAGCAGCAAUCACAGCAUACUGUUGGUUGGAGAAGGUGACUUCUCCUUCGCAGCCUGCUUAGCUCGAGCUUUUGGCUCUGCUCCUCACAUUGUCGCCACUUCCCUAGAUUCCCGAGGAUUCACCAGAAACUCAUUAAAGGGUUCCUCAAGAGUGCAAGUUCGAUGCUGAGUUACAAUGGGCAAGUUCAUAUUACCCACAAGACGGCCUAUCCUUUCAGCGCAUGGGACAUAGUUGGUCUAGCCAAUGAAAUUGGGUUGUACUUGCUCGAUGAAGACGAGUUUAUGCCCUUGAGGUACCCGGGGUAUGUCAAUAAGAGAGGAGAUGGGCAUCACUGCGACAAAAGUUUUCCCAUUGGGUCGUGCAGUACAUAUAAGUUCACCAAACUUAGACGGGGUCUUCUAAUCAGUUAGUAGUGACUAGUGACUUAUAAUCAGGCGCAUGGCUUCCAUUGUAAUGAUCACCGGCACAAUUGGCAUAUUAGUCUUUUGCAAGUCAAUUUCUACGUUAUUCCUA